Racocetra persica is the source of this 330-nucleotide messenger RNA. The record is from the annotation of a GenBank genome assembly. NCBI's taxonomy places the organism in Eukaryota, Fungi, Glomeromycota, Glomeromycetes, Diversisporales, Gigasporaceae.
CCUUGGUAUUUUUAUGAGAAAUGUAAUGAUUUCAACUUCAACAGAGGGUUUACCACAUUCAAAUACCAAUAUGGAACUUGCCCUAUCUGCAACCAAGAAGCUUUACACGAAUGCUGUGUUUCAUGUAAACAGAACAUAGAGUAUUGUAAAUGUAUCUAUCGAUGUGCGUUAGCAUAUCCAUCUACCUUCUCACCAGAUGGAAGCGUUGCAACAUGGGCAAAGUGUCCAUUUUACUGUGCUGAAUAUGACAAAAAAACAUUUAACGAGCAUUUGACAAGUUGCCAGGGCAUGAUCACAGAAAAACUCAGAAUCAUAUUCUUAAAGAUCGAG